Messenger RNA from Ectocarpus sp. CCAP 1310/34, 872 nucleotides. The record is from the annotation of a GenBank genome assembly. Lineage: Eukaryota; Phaeophyceae; Ectocarpales; Ectocarpaceae.
AUGGGUUCCCCGAGUGUGCAUCGUCCGGGGAGUGCUGAGACAAGCCUAGCCGCCGGUGGUGCCCCACCCGCCGACUCUCAGCAGGAGCGGCAAGGCUUGGAAAAGAAGCGGAAGCUCAACCCGCUGGAGACUCUGCUCAUGGUCUACACGCAGACCUCCGCGAGGACGGACGCGAGGCCCGACCGGCAGUACCCCUUCCUGACGGGCUUGCCUCUCAAGCCCUACUUUGAUAGGCCAACGUUACGCACGGAGGAGAUCCCUGGCGUCAUGUGGGCCUUUGAGCAGCCUCAGGAGUUUUUCAAUGUUUCCGUCAACAUCCGCAUGACUGCCGUGCGGCUGGAAGGUGGCGGUCUUUGGGUUCACGCCCCGGUAGCCCCUACCGAGGAGUGUGUGAACCUCGUGGAGGAACUUGGGGAGGAGGUCCGGUACAUCGUGCUCCCCACUACGGCGCGAGUACAACCUUACGUGAAGGAGUUCGCGUCCGAGGUGUGCAGGGACUGGCCCGACAUAAAAGGUUUCCUGGCGUGCCACUACUCCCGACGAGUCCCGGCAACGACGCAAGACUUUCGGCGAGCCUUCGGUUUCGCCUUUGCCAACGUUGACGGUGGCAAGAAGGCGUCCUCACCAGCAACCGGGAGCGGUCCCGCCGGGGAGAAAAAGCAGGCGUUCGGCGACGCAGGGGGUUUCUUAAAGAGCCUGGGGUUGGACCGGUUGUUGAAAGCGGGAGGCGGGAGGGGGGGAGGAGACGGCGACAACGCGGACCCCCUCGACAUGGUGCCAGAGCAGGAUUUGGCCACGCUCAACUUCGUGAACGAUUUCGUCGUCAAGUAUGGAUUGGCAGACAAGGAAUGAGUGGGUGCUGUUGCUGCUGG